Molecule: messenger RNA, 2650 nt
Organism: Cuscuta epithymum
Lineage: Eukaryota; Viridiplantae; Streptophyta; Magnoliopsida; Solanales; Convolvulaceae
Source: the annotation of a GenBank genome assembly
UAAGAUACAACUUUUUUUAUCAUGGGUUGCUUGCUGAUCAACUUUUCUCUUUCAAUUUGAUUUUUUGUGGAGAUCAUGGAGAACUGGAGAGCUACCAGUCAUAUGCUGAAAUGGUGCUCCAGGAAACUCUUUGAUCGACAAUCACAUCGUCAUUUCAUGAAUUAUCCCUGUUGCCGAGUUUCAGGUUGUAUCUAUGAUUUUGUCAGACGUUUUGGAUCACUAAAUCCUUAUGUUGUGAAUUACCAAGAAAACAACCACACACAUUGUCAUUCAGUAUAUUACCUGGGUACAAAUUGUUGGAAGCGUGGCAGUGUACAGUCUAGAAGUUUUUCAUCAGAAUCAACUGUAAUCCACAGGAACCCAAAAUUUUCAACAAUCAACUCAGAUGACAUUAGCCAUUUCAAGAAGAUAUCAGGAGAAAGCGGUGUGGUUGAAGAUGAGGACACACUUAAUGCUGUAAACAUGGAUUGGUUGCAUAAAUACAAGGGCGCAAGUAAGCUUAUGCUCCAGCCUAGAAGUACCAAGGAGGUAUCUCAGAUUCUUAAACAUUGCAAUACCAGAUGCCUUGCUGUUGUUCCUCAAGGUGGAAAUACAGGUCUUGUGGGAGGGAGUGUUCCCGUGUUUGAUGAGGUGGUUAUCAAUCUUGGCUCCAUGAAUAGAAUAAUUUCAUUUGACAAGGUUAGUGGUAUACUGGUAUGUGAAGCUGGCUGCAUUCUGGAAAACCUGAUUUCGUUCCUAGAUAACCAAGGGUUUGUUAUGCCACUUGAUCUAGGAGCUAAAGGAAGCUGUCAAAUUGGUGGAAACGUCUCAACUAAUGCCGGUGGAUUGCGACUUCUUCGGUAUGGUUCACUCCAUGGGAAUGUUCUUGGUGUUGAAGCUAUUUUACCAAAUGGCACUGUGCUUGACAUGCUUGGAACUUUACGAAAAGAUAAUACUGGAUAUGACUUGAAGCAUUUAUUUAUUGGAAGUGAAGGAUCCCUAGGGAUCAUAACUAAGGUUUCCAUACUUACUCCUCCAAAGCUGUCUUCAGUAAAAUUAUGCUUUCUUGCUUGCAAUGAUUAUGCCAGCUGCCAGAAACUCUUGUUGGAAGCGAAAAAGAAGCUUGGGGAAAUUCUUUCAGCAUUCGAAUUUUUGGAUGCCAAUGCAAUGGAUCUGGUUCUGAAACAUUUAGAAGGUGUUCGUAAUCCACUACCGUCCUCUACACACAACUUCUAUGUCCUGAUAGAGACAACAGGGAGUGAUGAAGUUCAUGACAUGGAGAGGCUGGAGUCCUUCUUGAUGCAUUCAAUGGAAAGUGGCUUGCUAACUGAUGGUGUUGUUGCACAAGAUAUAAAUCAAGCAUCAUCAUGCUGGCAUAUUCGUGAGGGUAUACCUGAAGCUUUGAUGAAAGCUGGAGCUGUUUACAAAUAUGAUUUGUCAAUACCAGUUGAAAAGAUGAAUGAUCUUGUUGAGGAAAUGCGAACACGUCUAGAUGCUAGAGCCAAAGUAGUAGCAUAUGGUCACCUUGGGGAUGGAAACUUACAUCUCAAUAUAUCCGCGCCACAGUAUGAUGAUAAUAUUUUAUCACAAAUUGAACCUUUCGUUUAUGAGUGGACGUCAAAACAUCGUGGAAGCAUAAGUGCUGAGCAUGGGCUUGGACAAAUGAAAGCCAAUAAAAUUCAUUACAGCAAGUCACCUGAGACUGUACAAUUAAUGGCAUCUGUUAAGAGGUUGCUUGACCCUAACGGAAUUCUCAAUCCGUAUAAAGUUCUUCCGUCUUCCCUUUUGAUUCAACAGUGACGUUCUACUCAACUCAUAAGCUGUCAAGCAUAAUUACCUCCAAAACUGGCCUUUCACCACAGCAAGCCUGAAGGGAUUUAUUUAUGCUCUCCAGUGGCACUUGUCCUUGCAAUUCGCUUCUUCAUCUGAAAUUAUUCCAUGUUACUCAUCAUCUAUGUGUGAUCCAUCUGAAGACUUUCAUUCUUUGUACUGACACAUGAAGGGAUGGCCCGGGACCGGUUCGACCGGCCCGGCCCGUCUGUUUAGUACCGGCCUGGCCCGAACCGUGGGGUGUUUUGGGGCGGGUCAUGGGCUUAAGCCCUUUUGGAACUGGCCCGGCCGGUCUAGGCCGGGUUUUUUUUGUGUUUUUUUUUGGCCUGGCUCUUCGACUAGGUGGGUGGGGAUGGGUGGUUUGGGUGGUUUUGGGGGUGUGGGGUGGGGGAGGGGGGUAGGAAUUAAUUUGAAAAGAAAUUAAAUUAAACAAAAAAAUAUAGCACCCGACCCGAGCCCAGUCCGGUACUGGGCCUUCACUACCAAGCCCACCCCCGCCCAAGACCUGACCCGGACCCGGUCUACCCCUAGACACAUGCAUAUACGGGAUAUUAACAAAAGUAUUUUUGUGCAUAUCUUUUCCAGGCCCGUGCCUUAUGUUAGGCUGGAGUGGCCUAGGGCCCCAAAAAACUAAAAAAAUAAGGGGCCCAUAAUUUUUUAAACAUUACUAUUAUUAUACCUAUGUAUUUCCCAAGGCCAUUACUAUAGUAUAUAUUGUUGAGGAUUCUACUAAAUUAUGUAUCUAAAAUUGUUCGACGGGUUUUACUUAAGUAAUUUUUUAAUACAUUCAAUGUCGGAUUGUGAUAAUGGAAGACUUUUAUUGAAGAUUGUGUUUUUGUGA